Molecule: messenger RNA, 4911 nt
Organism: Nerophis ophidion (straightnose pipefish)
Lineage: Eukaryota; Metazoa; Chordata; Actinopteri; Syngnathiformes; Syngnathidae
Exons: 2
Coding region: 89-4621 (1510 amino acids)
Biological process (GO): proteolysis; DNA integration
Molecular function (GO): zinc ion binding; nucleic acid binding; aspartic-type endopeptidase activity
Source: RefSeq, a predicted model, not a curated record
GGGAACCUUGCUUGACUCCAUUCACGAGUUUUUGUGUGAGCAGAGCAUUUUGCCUUCAGGAAAAGGUGGUGACGCUCAUGUGAAGGGUAUGUCAGAGCCUAUGCAGUCAGAGAGGGUAGGCAUACUGACUUUUGAGCAACAAAGAGAGAUGAAGGCACUUGAAUUUGAGUGGGCGCAACAGGCUAAGGAGAAAGAACGUCUUUUUGAACUGGAAAAAAUCAAAUUAGAACGAGAAUUGCAACAGAAAGCAGAUAUGGAGAGACUCAAAUUUGAAAAAGAAAUGGAUUUGAAAAAAGGUGAAAUGGACCUUACAGUACAGCUUGAGAAAAUUAAAAUUGAACAGGAUCGUUUGAAACUAAUGUCAGAAGGUAAGAUUAGUGGAAAUCUGUCCGGGUCAAGUAUGGAUAGCAUGGUAAGGUAUGUUCCAAAGUUUGACGAACGUGACCCAGACGUGUUUUUCUCACUGUUUGAACAGAUGGCCUCUGACAAAAAGUGGAGUGAAGAGGAUAGAACGGUGCUUUUGCAAACUGUACUAGUAGGACGCGCACGGGAGGCAUACUUGGCAUUAACACCUGUUGAUAGGCACAAGUAUGCUGAGGUGAAAAAAGCGGUCUUGAAAUGUUAUGAACUGAAUCCAGAAGCUUACAGACAACGUUUCAGAAACUGGCGUAAACGUGCUAAUCAGACCCAUGCUGAAGUGGCAAGAGAGUUGAGUACUUAUUUUAACCGGUGGCUCACUUCAGAGUCUGUCUCAACUUACGAAAGUUUGCGUGAUUUGUUGAUUUUGGAGCAGUUUAAGAACAUUGUACCAGAUCGAAUUGCAACCUACAUUAAUGAGCAAAAGGCAAAGUCAGUGGAGGAGGCAGCCUCGCUUGCUGAUACCUUUGUGUUGACUCAUAAACGUAAGCCUUACAGCAGUCCUCCACGGUAUAAUAGCCACCAACGUUAUGAUCCUGCUCAUUCUCCUCCACAACGUUCUCCUCGUUAUGGUCGUAGUUCAAAUCGAUCCAAUUAUGGCAAUUCCAGUAAUGUUCCUAAAUUUGAUAAUGGAAGUAGCAAAUCUCGCCCAAGCCCGACGAAUAAAUGUCAUUACUGUUUGCAGGAGGGACAUUGGAAAAAGGACUGCCCGCUGUUGAAAGGCCGUAAAUCUAAUGCCAAGGUAGCUGGGUGUGUUUCUGUUGUGCAUCCAGUUGAUUUUGGCGUCUCUGAUCUAACACCGUUACCUCGUUUGGAAGUUCAUUGUGAGCAAGUGAUUGAAGAUGGUGCAUCUGUGUCAGACGAGCAGACGAAAUCAGUAGAGUCAGCUGCGUCUGAUUUCGCUCCAUUCAUUAGUGAUGGCUGGGUGUCAUUGGUUGGAGAGACACAAAAAGUUCCAGUUAAAAUCUUAAGAGACACUGGGGCAUCUGAGAGUUUCAUUUCUGGAGCAGUUUUGCCAUUUUCCACAGCAUCUGACACUGGGAAAUGUGUUUUGAUUAGAGGAAUAGGCAUGCAGUCAUUUUCUGUACCGUUGCACAAAAUUCACUUGUGUUCAGGAUUUGUGAAUGGGGAGGUGACUAUUGCUGUGAGACCGUCUCUGCCUAUGCAGGAUAUCCAUGUAAUUCUGGGGAACAAUUUGGGUGGGUGUUUAGUUUCUUCACCUCCAGUUGUUACACCUGUACCGCUAUCUGUAGAGGAGCCAGACGCGUGUUGUCAAGAAUUCCCAGAAGUGUUUACUGCUUGUGCUGUGACUAGGGCAAUGUCUCGCACGCAGGCGCAAUCGUCGGAUGUGUCCAAAUCUGUGCCUUUUUUUGUUCCUGAGCUGCCCGAACCUCUGUCAUGUCAAGAUUUAAUUGAGGCACAAAAGAAUGAUCAGAGCUUUGAGAAAUAUUUUGCCUUAGCUUCUACUGAUCCAACGAUGGGUUACUUCAUUCAGAAUGGCGUUUUGCUGCAUACGUGGUUGCCAGGUGUUGAUCCUGAAGUGGCAGGUCAGGUGAUUCAAGUGAUGGUACCUGACAAAUACCGUGAUUUGAUUUUGAGAACAUCCCAUGGAGCAGAGUCUGGGCAUUUUGGAGUUAAGAAAACCUACCGACGUCUUUUGGAACAUUUUUACUGGCCACGGAUGAAACGCCAUGUAUCUAGAUUUGUCAAAGCAUGUCAUGUUUGCCAGGUUGCGAAACAGAGUACUCCCAUUAAACCUGCACCACUUCAACCUAUUCCGUCUGUUGGCACACCAUUUGAGCAUCUCAUUAUUGAUUGUGUAGGUCCACUACCCCCUUCGAAAUCUGGUUGUGUGUACCUCUUUACCAUCAUGUGCCAGGCCACUCGGUAUCCAGCAGCGUAUGCCUUGAGAACAAUUACCACAAGGUCAAUAUUGAAAUGUUUGUCUAAAUUCAUUUCUGUCUUUGGCAUUCCGAAGGUAAUUCAGAGCGACAGAGGGUCUAACUUUACCUCCAGAACAUUUGCUGCAGCGUUGAAGUCGAUGCAGGUGAAGCACAAUUUGAGCAGCGCGUAUCACGCACAGAGUCAGGGGGCAUUGGAGCGCUGGCAUGCCACGUUGAAGUCUCUCUUGCGCGCUUACUGUGUUGAGAUGCGGAGAGAUUGGGAGGAGGCGUUGCCAUGGCUCUUGUUGUCUGCGCGUGGUGUAGUUCAAGAAAGCACUGGUUUUAGUCCAAAUGACCUAGUCUUUGGCCACAAAGUCCGGACCUCACUGUCUGUUUUAAAUGCCAAUCUGGAUCUGCAGAACACUCCCGUCAGUUUCACUGAGUAUGUAGAUGGUUUUCGUCGUAGGCUGUUGCUUGCAUGGAAAGAAGCAACCGAGCAUUUGACUAAAGCUCAGGUGAAAAUGAAGCUGCGUUAUGACCGUAAAGCGAAGAUCAGAGUUUUCAAUCCAGGUGAUCAAGUUUUAGCUUUGCUGCCCAUUCCGGGGUCACCAUUUACAGCAAAAUACUCUGGUCCAUUUACGGUUAUGAGCCAAGUGUCAGAUCUCAAUUAUUUACUGUCAACUCCUGAUCGUAAACGAUCACAGCAACUGUGUCAUGUGAAUUUACUCAAGCCUUACCACUCUGCAGGUUCCGACAAGGCGGGUGGGAUUGCUGCGAGUCCAGUGGGUCUAGCCGUUGGGGUUGGGGAACCGCUCAACUGGCCGGAGGUGGCAGCUUGGGAUGAAGUGCGCGCACCUGAUGAUUCAGUGUUACACGGGCGCUUAGAUAAUACUCAGCAGUUAAAGGAGCUAGAUAGUCUCCUCGGUCAUUUAAGUGAGGUACAGCGUAAACAGUUGUCGGAUUUGAUUUUUGAGUUUUUGCCUUUGUUUUCCGACACUCCAACCUGUACCACACUAAUUGAACAUGACAUUGACACACAGGGGGCCCGCCCAAUACGACAAAGAUUUUAUCGAGUGGCUCCCGAUAAACAGAAGAGUAUGGAGGACAGUGUGCAGUAUCUGCUUGAUCAUGGUCUCGCCAAGCCAUCUUACUCCAGUUGGGCAUCGCCAUGUCUACUGGUGAAAAAGUCAGAUAACACCUAUAGAUUCUGUACGGAUUAUAGGAAAGUAAAUGCUGUGACUAGACCAGAUUCUUUUCCAUUGCCACGUAUCGAGGACUGUGUGGAUCAGGUUGGGAGUGCUCGUUAUGUCAGCAAAUUUGAUUUAUUGAAAGGUUACUAUCAAGUGCCUUUGACGCAGAGAGCGCAGGAGAUAUCUGCAUUCAUUACCUCUUCCGGUUUGUACUCGUAUACUCGAAUGAGCUUCGGUUUGCGGAAUGCUCCUGCAACCUUCCAACGGCUCAUGAAUAGGGUCGUUGGGGGGCUGCAGGGGUGCUCGGUUUAUUUGGACGACGCCGUUUGUCAUUCAGACAGUUGGGACGAACAUUUGGCUCGCAUUCGAGCGCUUUUCCAGAGGUUGGUGGCAGCAAACCUCACAGUAAAUUUAGCGAAAUGCGAGUUUGCGCGUGCCACAGUCGUCUAUUUGGGUAAAGUAGUCGGCCAGGGGAUGGUGCGGCCCGUUAACGCAAAGGUGGCAGCUAUUGAUAAUUUCCCUGUGCCGGCGACGAAGAAAGAACUUAUGCGCUUUUUGGGUAUGAUCGGGUACUACCGCAAUUUUUGCUGCAAUUUUUCAACUGUUGUAUCUCCUCUGACCAAUUUGUUGAAGGGUGGCGCCAAAUUCAUUUGGUCGGAGGAGUGUCAGCAGGCUUUCCAGAAUGCAAAGCUUUUGUUAACAUCAGCUCCGGUCCUGGCUGCACCCAAACUGGAUCUGCCAUUCCAGCUGCAGGUGGAUGCAAGCCAGGUGGGAGCAGGUGCGGUCCUCCUGCAGGCUGAUGAUGAUGGAGUAGCCAGACCGGUUUGCUAUUUUUCAAAAAAAUUCAACAAAUACCAAUUUAAUUAUUCAGUGAUUGAAAAGGAAGCAUUAGCAUUGAUUUGGGCAUUGCAACACUUUGAAGUCUAUGUGGGAGGGGGUCUCCAUCCAAUUGUGGUCUACUCAGAUCACAACCCUCUCACUUUUCUACAGUCUUUCAAAGGGUCCACCAACCAGCGCCUGUUGCGCUGGGCACUGUUUCUGCAGCCAUUCCACCUGUUGAUCCGCCAUAUUCGCGGGGUGGAAAAUGUAAUGGCUGAUGCGCUCUCUCGGGCUCUGGACCAGGAGGUCUAAUCAUCUCCACUCACUCCUAACCUGCGGUUUUUCUCUGUUUCCCUUAAAGGUCGCUGUCCGGGUACCAGGAUUUGCUGGGUGCAGGGAAGGUCGGAGGGCACAUUCGUUUGGUGACCGUAUGGUCACGGCAACGACGGCCGGGAUUAGCACCACACUAACACCCUUUUGGACAACACUCAUUUACUGAUACAUUCCUUGGUUAAUUCACAUUACUGAUCACUGAUACAUGUUGUAAAAUAAAAGAUCUGUUGGCUAAAAUGUACAAAUCGGUGUGGUCUCCCUUAAUGUUA